This is a messenger RNA of Geodia barretti, 3561 nucleotides long. The record is from the annotation of a GenBank genome assembly. Lineage: Eukaryota; Metazoa; Porifera; Demospongiae; Tetractinellida; Geodiidae.
UGCUGCUUAUGAUGGAGUCUGGAGGGUUUCAGCCUUCGCUUGGUUCAGGGCACCAUCACGGCUGGAGUAGCCCCGCUUCGACCCAGUCGAGCACUGGAGGUCGCUUCCAUCGCACCCAGAAUCGUGGAAGCUACAAACAGAUGCACGAGACCAGAGAAAACUGGUUUCUAGAGGAACCCAGAGUCAUGGCUGACGUGCCCAGAGGCGGUCUGGAGUCUCCCACCGCUCUGGGAGCUCACCAGUCUUGGUUUUCCAUGACCCAGCCGCAGAGCUCUCACUCCACCUCCUCACCAGCACACGGUGGCUUCACGUUGGCGUCAAACCUCUCCGGCAACCAACAGCCGUACCUUCCUCGCUCCCUCUCUUCCUCGCUCCUCGUCCCGUCCCCCCUGCCUCCAUCAACCUCCCUCUCUGCAUCACCCGCCGAGUCCUCUUCUGCUGACCCUCUUCCUCCAGCUCUCUGGGGGGAGGUGAGGGGGAGAGGUGGAGAAGGAGAGGGAGAAGAAGGAGGAGGGAAAGACGGUCUCAACUGGCAGUCUCGUCCUCUCUGGCAGGAUGGUUGGGGAGCUCAAGGCCUCGUGUGUUCUGUCCCUCGCCUCCUGGAGCACCCUCCUACCUCACGUAGACCUCUUGAGCUGAGCAAUCUCCCCUCCCUCCUAGACCACCCCAAAGACAGAAGAGGUCACAACCCGGUACUCCAUUCCUGUGACCUCAAACAACACAUACGAGAUGUCAAGCACAUCUCUAUCAUGUCAGGCACCAAUUUUGCUCCCUCUGACCUUCCACCCCUGCCGGAACAUUUCGGUAGUUCAGAGGUCAGAAAGACUCCCCACACGGCGCACCUCACACCCGAGGUCAAUCCCCCGAGUGUGUUGAACCUUGACCCCAAGUCAGUGGCUCUACUGCUGAGAAAAAGCACGGCUACCAUUUGUUGUCACGCCGGCUACCACAGUGCGUCUCUCCGGGCUCUGGACACACUUGCAGGUGUGAUGGGAGAGUUUCUAAGUCGACUCUGUAAACAACUGAGUAUUCACAGUGAGAGGCAGGGCAACAGUGGACACGAUGACUUUAGAGCAAAUAUUCAGUGUGUUCUAUACAGUAGAAAAAUGUUAAGAGUAGAUAAAAAAAAAACAAAUAUCACAGAUAGAAUUUCCAUAGAUUUCCUUGUCCUGCUCCUAAAACGUGCAGAACUUUCUCAAACUGCAGCAGGUCCUCCAUUUUGUGGUGUAUAUUCUCCUCUCUGCAAGACUGUGUCAGUGAGUGUCAUUGUCUCAGGAUCCUCUGGAGAGGUGUCUGUGGAGCUGUGGGAUCCAGGGCAGGGCGGAGCUCCACUCGUUCUGGAGGACUGAGGUGGAGGAUGGCAUGAGGCGACUGCAGAAGACGGCCGCUCAGCUGCACGAGGAUCCGUCUCCCUCCUCUCUCCCUCCUCCUCCUCUCCCACCUCCGCGACCUCUCAGCCUCUCCUCCUGGCCUCCUGAUUUGGGAGGGGAGAAAGUGGAUGAGGAGAUAUCUCUGGAAGACACUCUGGCAACUGACAUGUCCAUCAUUGCUCCUGCAACUACCCCAGACCCUGGAUCACUUCAGACAUUCCUCCCCGAUCUGGCAGGCCAGGAACCCGAGGGGUUUGUUCUACUCACUCCCGACCUUGCUCCAAGGAAGAGGUCUCUCCUCGGUCUAUACUAUGGUAACUCACGUGCCUCUGUUUCUCCCCAGCAGGUUGAGAACUGGCAGCUCUUUUACAGAAUGAUUACUAUUCUCUCUCCGUGUGCGUUAUUAGGCGCAUGCGCAUGAGCUACGACCGUUUGCGCAUGCGCUAACUCCACCUGCUUGCAUGGAGAGGGCGUAGCUACAUUCGUAGAGCAAGCUCAACGCCUCGAUGUCUGACUCAGCGAAUGCAGGGCCUUCUCCAGAGGAGCAGGCUAGUAAGACAGACGAUCCUCCUCCGGGUACUGUCGAGGGGCCUGGUGGAGACGAAGGCUCAGUCCCUCCUGCCGAGACUGAGGAGGAGCACCCAGAAACGGAGCCACCACCGAGUAACGAGCAGUCUACUGAGCCGCACGUCGACAAGGCUGGGCCCAGUGUUGGGACCUCUGACACUCAGUCCGACCUUCAACAAGACUCCAGUCCUCAGCAGGGCGGGGCAGCAGAUCAAGAACAGGGCGGGGCAACACCUGGGAAAGGGACGCCACCCACCACCGAGCAGAGUCAGACCACACCCACCACCGAGCAGGCCACACCUCCUCCCCCACAGCAUGUGUUUCGAGACAACUGGUCCCAGCUGAGUCGAGACAAGCUCGUGGACAAAGUCAAGGGUGUAAUAUAUGGCCAAGCCAUUGGAGAUGCUCUAGGUCUAGCGACUGAGUUCAUGAACAAGACCGAGGCAGCUCACUACUAUGGAAAAGAAGGACCCUCUCAUUACUCACAGAUUAUCCAUGACUUCCACAGAUCCAGGUGGGUGCAGGGUGACUGGACAGACGACACGGAUCAACUACUGCUGAUACUCCAGAUGAUUGUGGAGAGAGGAGGGACAGUGGACAGUUGUGCUUUUGCCAAGAAAAUGGACAACUGGCGAAAGAGAGGGUUCAAAGAGCUUGGAGAUUACGGUGGGAUGGGUAUUGGGAUGACUGUGUCUAAUACUCUAUCCCACCACUCUUUUUUGACUGAUCCUCACCAGGCAGCUCAUGAGGUCUGGGAGAAAUCUGGUCGAUAUCUGGCUGCUAAUGGUGCCAUCAUGAGGACCGCGAUACUGGGAGUGCUGGAAUUCAAUAGGCUGGAGAGGGUGAUGGAGAACACGAGAGAGAUUUGUCUGACAACUCACGCUGACCCUCGCUGCCUCGCCAGCUGCGUCGCUGUCACUACAGCCAUUGCCCUCAUGCUGCAAGGCAAGUACAACCCACACCAGCCGAAAGAAUUGGAGCAACUUGUCACAGACGCACUGACUUUUGGACAGGAAAAGCUGAUACACAAAGACCAAAAGAAAGAAUUUGAGAAACACGUCAGAGCAAAAAAGCUGAAAGACUUGGACCUAGAGAACGCUCAUACAAUGGGCUACACAUUCAAGGCAGCAGGAGCUGGUUUCUUUGGACUGAGGACUGCCUCUGACUUCCUACCCACUCUCAGGAAGGUUAUCGCUGAGGCUGGAGAUGCUGACAGUAAUGGUGCAGUGUGUGGGGCUCUAAUGGGCUGCAAGUUUGGGUACAGUGGUCUUCCUGAAGGUCUCCUGGCCUUCCAACACAGAGCUUGGCUGGACACUCAGGUGGAUAAUUUUCUAACAACAAUUGGUCUCAAAGAUCUCAAAGAACAGUAGUUGGAUGGAGAUAAAAAGAAACAUUUUCAUGUACUUGAUUUUGCCCAGAAAAUGUAGUUUUAUAUAAUAUAUGCGUGCAGAAAGAUGAUUCUCUAAAGGAGUGAUAGGGUGAGGUCUGAAGAAGGUGGAAGGACUAUAAUAGGGAAAUGGAGAGGGCUCUAUUUAGGACUAGGGGGAGAGUAUGGAGGGAGCAGAACUGAAGAGCUCUCUCAAAACUGAGUCACUGGAGGCCAGGGCAGAAGACAUCUGCUGGG